Messenger RNA from Alligator sinensis (Chinese alligator), 930 nucleotides. Its product is annotated as WAP four-disulfide core domain protein 3-like. NCBI's taxonomy places the organism in Eukaryota, Metazoa, Chordata, Crocodylia, Alligatoridae. Gene Ontology annotation, molecular function: peptidase inhibitor activity. The record is from RefSeq and is a predicted model, not a curated record. The transcript is spliced from 5 exons. Gene Ontology annotation, cellular component: extracellular region. Bases 212 to 727 code for a protein of 171 amino acids. Gene Ontology annotation, biological process: innate immune response; antibacterial humoral response.
CCACCUUUGUUCUGGCGCACUGGUCCGACGCGCUCCUGGACCGCGGAGACCCACAUGCCCUUGUCCCCUGACCUCAUCCUUUGCAAGCCUGGCCAUGAAUUAUGGUGCGGGGCAGGGGAGGUGCCCAGCUGGAGCCUUGUGCUGCCCCUGCCCUGCAGGCUGGCGGGACAGUAUAUAACCGGGCUGGCCCGGCGUUGUGCACCGCGACACCAUGAAAUUCAGCAGUGUCCUGCUGCUGACGGGGCUCCUCGCUCUCUGGGCCAGGCCCCAGCCCACGACUGGCCAGCGCCACGUAGUGAAAUAUGGGGAGUGCCCCCGUGUCCUUGGCACUGGAGCGGCUGGACGCCCUAAAUACUACUGCAGCAUGGACCAGGACUGCCCUGGGAGCGAGCGCUGCUGCCCCACCAGCUACGGCGGCAGGAAGUGCAUGCUCCCAAUUGGAGCGAAGCCCGGCUUCUGCCCCAGGUACAACUCCAGCCUGAUCACCAUCUGCCUGGCGGAGUGCAGCAGUGACAGCGGCUGUCAGGGACGUGACAAGUGCUGUGGCAGGGGCUGCCACGCGCACUGUACGAAGGCUGUGCCAGCUAAACGGGGCGUCUGCCCCCAGAAAGAAGUGCUGCAAACCUUCGCCCCCUGUGAGAACAAGUGCGUGGAUGACAACAACUGCCCAUUCAAUCUGAAAUGCUGCUUCACGGGCUGCGGGCUCGGUUGCCUGCCCCCCAAGUGAGGGCAGCCUGCAGAGUGACCAGGAGCCGGACAGCUUGAGAGCUGGGCUUUGCGGCCACGGACCCUCCCACUGCCACCCCGCCCCGUGGAUCCAGACACCAGCGUGAUGCAUGAAGCCCCAUAGCGAGGGCCUGACGUCUCCCCUUCCCAACCCCCGGUGGUGUCGGCUCCUUCCUCCCGGCAAUAAAGACCCCUUGGACUGGC